This is a messenger RNA of Phyllotreta striolata, 444 nucleotides long. The record is from the annotation of a GenBank genome assembly. NCBI's taxonomy places the organism in Eukaryota, Metazoa, Arthropoda, Insecta, Coleoptera, Chrysomelidae.
AUGACAACUGAUUUUUUUUCAUCCUCCGAAGAUGAUUUACCGAUUCGUUUAUUUGUUAAACCGUUUCAGUUGAUAUUCGCUCGGAAGGGAAGGGGCAGCUUGUGGCCCGCAUUGAAAUUGGGCAAAUCGGUAAAUUCCGAGGAAGGAUAUCGGGUGUACUACUUUCGAAAUAAGAAUACCUGCGAUGCCAAAGUGGAAAACGUGAUUAGCGAUUUUAGUUUUUUAAUAGACGAAGAGGUUAGUUUCAAAUGCGAUGGCGUGAAAAAAGGUAUUAUUCGAAGAAUCGAGGAGAAAAAUGUGGUGCCUCAUUUUUUCAUAACGGGUCACAAAAAUAAAUUGUAUAAAGUUCUGUACAAUGAUGUGUACUUGAAUCAGCGACAGGCGAGGUAUUUGUUGAAGAAAUACUCUGUAAAGAAUUGCGAUGUUGAUUUUAAUGAUUUUUGA